This is a messenger RNA of Closterium sp. Naga37s-1, 1647 nucleotides long. Lineage: Eukaryota; Viridiplantae; Streptophyta; Zygnematophyceae; Desmidiales; Closteriaceae. The record is from the annotation of a GenBank genome assembly.
AUGGGCAGGGGAGAACAUCACGCGGCGAGCGGGGAGGAGACGACAACGAGGGGGAACUCACAAAUCCGAACCGAGCCGCAGGGAGACGAGACCCCGGCACAAGGGGGUGCUGGCGCUGAGUUCCGCGAGGGGCGGGAACAUGAAAAGGGAGCCCGCGAGGGCCAGGAGGAGCAGACGCUGCCACAUCCAGCCGAGGUGGGUAUGAAUACGCAAACGGCGCAACAGGAGUUGGCCCCGACGAGGGCGGUGCAUGAGGCGGAGGAUGCGGUUGAGGCAGCGGCAACGCCGAGCCUGGCCCUGGUGCCGACGACGGGGCAUGUGUCUGUCCACCGACAGGAGGUGCAGGAUCGGGCUGAGGAGGCGGAGGGACGGAGGCAGAGGGACACGUCCGCGGAGGCAACGCCGACUCCGGCGCUGGAGGGGUCGGCCGCGACGGAGGGAUUGGCGGCGCAGACUGCGCUGGCGCCGCCGGCACACAGGGGAGAGACGACGCGGACUCUGACUGGGGCGGAGGGAGUUGCAACGGCUGGGACUACGCGGCAGGAGCUUGAAGCUGGGGUCGAAGACGAGCCGUGCCAGAGGGUGGCGGGCGAGGGGGACGGCGACGACGGAAAGAAUGGCCGCGCGCACGGAGAAACGGAUGAGUGCGCCCGCGAGGGGAGCGUUACACAUGCUCCCUCGGUCGUGCAGGCGUGCUCGGUGGCGCAGAAGGCGCGGCGCCAACACCCGCAGUCAGGCAGUCCGCGACGGCUCGGAACAGGGCUGGCACCUGCCCGCCCUGGGCCGCUGGUAGGGUGGGCACAGCAGGAGAUCCCGCCGCCACGAUCACAUCACGCCGAGGUGGCCGGCGCCGGCCCGUCAUCAGGUACGGGGGACGAGGCGGGACGGCCCCACGAAACAGCUGAACGGGUGGAGGCCGAGGCGGAAGACGGGGCGGCGGCCGUAGAGGAGGAGCAAGUGACCGCGAUCGACCAGCGAGGGGGAACACCGCGGCAGAGGCUGCUGCGAGAACGCGCGGCUGAGGCGGCGGCGGGAAACCCGCCAGCAGGAGCACGGGGACGAGCGCCGGGGGCGCCGAGGGGACGCGGCGGACGGGGUGCGCGCGGAAGGGCAGGGCGAGGAGGCCUUGCGGCAGCUGUGGCUAGAGAAAAAGCCAGAUCUGGGCCUUGGCGGGAAAGGCACGAGAGGCCGGAGCGACAGCAGGGGGGAGAUCCAAUGAAUGAUUGCGAGGAUGAUGGGGACGAGGAAUAUAUGGAGGAGGAACAGGGGGAUUCGGAGGACGUGUCACUGGAGGAUGAGCAAGGUAUCCCAGCAGGAGGGGCAAAUCGAGGAGCAAGGGGUGAGGGAAACCAUGCUGACGCCAACGAGGGUGAGUCACGUGGCGUCCAACCCAGUGAGACGGCCAGCAAGGCAAGAUCGCCAGCAGACAUCACCGAUGACUCAGACGCCUGGCGCCAGGUGGAAGGGUGGGAACUGGGGCCACUGUGUUGCAGCGCCCAACCCUUUCUGUUCCAGAAGCUUCCCCCCAAGAUCCUGGGAGUCUACGCCUACUGCAUGAUGAUCCCCCUGCAGCGACUCGCGAAGGUUCCAGGCUGCGCGGACACCAACCAGACCCUGAAGGCAUGUGUGCCAGAGCGGAGGGCCUAG